Molecule: messenger RNA, 411 nt
Organism: Protopolystoma xenopodis
Lineage: Eukaryota; Metazoa; Platyhelminthes; Monogenea; Polystomatidea; Polystomatidae
Source: the annotation of a GenBank genome assembly
AUGUAUAAUACAUAUGACGUUCACCAUUAUGCUUCAUGGGCAUUUAUAAUUCUUUGGCCGAAACUACAGCUUUCACUCAACUUGGACUGUGCAGACCUUUGCGUGGCGGAAGACUCUGAACGUACAUACUUUGUCUUCUCGGGCUGUAACCUCUCACGCAGUUCACGAAUCUGCAUGGUUCAUGACUCUGGUGACCCCGAAGAUGAGCCUUGGCGGCGAUCGAAUGCCUACAUCAUGUUUCCUACUGACAACUGGAAGGAUCUGAAUCCUAAGUUCGUCUUGCAGGUUUGGCGCGACUACAAGUUAACACACGACAUCGAAUACUUGCUUUAUAUGAUGCCGAUUGUCAUUGUGAGAUUUCGAUUUUUUGAUAACACUAUCUUUAUUUGCUCUUUGUCUAUUAUUCAAUAA